GUGCGGUGGCUCGGGCGGAGUCGGUUUCACUAUCGUGAAACGAUCUCGAUCCAUAAGUUACAAAAUAAUAAAAGCAAACUCAUUUAGCGGUUUGAGAAGUCACAUACCGCUGGAUGUUACUUCAUCGCGGACGCCACAUCUGAGAUGUACUUUAUAGCAGCUUCACAGGGUGGAUUUGCUUGAGAUCUGGAGUUACGGGAAGCGUAGGAGAUUUUUUCGGCCCUGCUUUUCACUUACUAAAGUUUGCAUAUACACUUCGUUUUCUCUCUAUACUCACCGUUGCAAGGUUUGAGUACAGAGAUCCGUAGGUACAGACCUCACACAGAUGGGAAGAGUAUGUCUGAAGCACCUUGAAGGUGCACUCUAUCACUGGACUAUUAGUUUCACAUAAUCCACCCAUUAAAACAGACUAUCCAGAAUGGUUGAAGAUUAAUUAUUCUAGUCUUUGAAGUAAAAUAUUUUUUUCUUUAACUCUCACCUCUCAUCUGAAAGUUGGUUCAAAGAACCUUUGAAGUGAUCUUCAUUAUUUCUGUGACAGCUAAAGACUGAAACCAUAUCAUCAAGAUGAGCGCUGAAGGAUAUCAGUACCGAGCCCUGUACGACUAUAAGAAAGAGAGAGAGGAAGAUAUUGAUCUACACAUAGGUGACAUUCUCACAGUCAAUAAGGGUGCAUUGCUUGCAGUUGGUUACACGGAGGGUCUGGAGGAGAGACCAGUAGAAAUUGGAUGGCUACCUGGUUUUAAUGAAACCACUCAGGAAAAAGGUGACUUUCCUGGUACGUAUGUGGAGUUCAUCGGCAAGAGGAAGAUUUCUCCGCCAACUCCCAAACCAAGGCCCCCAAGGCCUCUGCCUGUGGCCCCUGUACCUGCCAAGCCAGAUUCCGACUCCGAGCAAGGCUCAUGCACUCUGUUAGACCUGACGGAGCAGUUUGCUCCCCCAGAUAUGGGGCCGCCCAUGCUGCUUAAGCUCCUGGAGGCCAUCGAGAAGAAAGGCCUAGACAACCCAACGCUCUACAGAAAUUUCACUGCUGGAGGAGGGCUUGAUGUGCGACAGUGUUUUGAUGGUGACCCUGCGUCGAUGGAUCUCGAGCAGAUGGACCUUCAGAUGUUGUGCGAUGGUCUGAGGAGGUACCUUCAAGAUCUGCCUCAGCCCAUCAUACCCUCUGCCAUCUACAAUGAGUUGAUACGCGUUGCUCAAGAGGUGCAGGGUACAGAGGAAUGCACCCAUCACCUGCAACUAAUCUCCAGCUCCUCAGCUCUUCCUCCGCAAUAUUGGUUGACCCUGCAGAGCUUGCUACGCCACUUCUCUCGCGUGUGCCAGGCCUCAGCGGCAAACCUGCUCAGCGCCCGCGCGCUUGCAGAGAUCUUCAGCCCAGCACUCUUCAGAUAUCAGCCCACCAGCUGUGAGCCCAGCCCUGAAGCACACAUCAGAAUAAUUGAAGUCCUGGUGACCAAUGAAUGGAGUGACAGUCAGGCAGCUCCAGCACUACCUCCCAAGCCACCCAAACCAACGUCUGUCACUAACAACGGUAUGAACAACAACAUGGCUCUGCAAGACGCUGAAUGGUACUGGGGAGAUAUCUCAAGGCAAGAAGUCAACGAGAAGCUUAGGGAUACAGCCGAUGGUACGUUUUUGGUCCGAGACGCCUCCACUAAAAUGCAUGGGGAUUACACUCUCACGCUAAGGAAGGGAGGUAACAACAAGCUAAUCAAAAUCUUCCAUCGAGAUGGGAAGUAUGGCUUUUCAGACCCUCUGACCUUCAACUCCGUGGUGGAGCUGAUCAACCACUAUCGGCACGAAUCCCUCGCCCAGUAUAACCCCAAACUAGAUGUGAAACUAUUGUACCCUGUGUCCAAGCACCAGCAGGAUCAGGUGGUGAAGGAGGACAACAUUGAAGCUGUUGGGAAAAAGUUGCAAGAAUACCACCAGCAGUAUCAAGAGAAAAACAGAGAGUACGACCGACUCUACGAGGAAUACACUAGAACAUCACAGGAAAUACAAAUGAAAAGGACUGCUAUUGAAGCUUUUAAUGAGACCAUAAAGAUCUUUGAAGAACAGUGUCAGACGCAAGAGCGAUACAGCAAGGAAUACAUCGAGAAGUUUAGGAGAGAAGGCAACGAGAAGGAAAUCCAAAGGAUCAUGGUAAACUACGAAAAGUUAAAAUCGCGCAUCAGCGAAAUCGUGGACAGCAAGCGGCGCCUGGAGGAAGAUCUGAAGAAGCAGGCGGCGGACUACAGAGAGAUCGACAAGCGGAUGAACAGCAUUAAGCCUGACCUCAUCCAGCUCAGAAAGACCAGGGAUCAGUACCUUAUGUGGUUGACACAGAAAGGAGUAAGACAAAAGAAACUCAACGAAUGGCUGGGAAUAAAAAACGAAAACCAGGACGAUCAAUACUCUACGGUGGAUGAUGACGAAGAUUUGCCGCACCACGAUGAGCGUUCCUGGAAGCUGGGCAACAUUAACCGCAUCCAGGCUGAGGCCCUUCUGAGGGGCAAGAAAGAUGGAACAUUCCUGGUCAGGGACAGCAGUAAAGCUGGUUGUUAUGCCUGCAGUGUUGUUGUGGAGGGCGAGGUCAAGCACUGCGUCAUCAACAAGACACCCACGGGAUACGGCUUCGCCGAGCCCUACAACCUUUACGGCUCUCUGAAAGAACUGGUCUUGCACUACCAGCACACGUCCCUGGUUCAGCACAAUGACUCUUUGAAUGUCAAGUUAACAUACCCGGUCUACGCACAGCAGAUGCGGUGAGAACUAGUUGAACACACCCUUGAGACUCGUUACAAAGACGGGAGUUGUGAAAGGGCCUCCCCUCGGAUGGAGACUCCCCAGUAGGGCUGCUACCGUGGACCGCUUGCCUUGAAACGACAGUGUCGGAAAGACAAAGCGAAACCCGAAACGAACAUUUCAGCCACUGAGACUUUCGCCAGACUGAAUGUAGAUUUCUUUCUUGAGCAGAAACUGCUGGACCUGAGCUCAUUUUCUCCCAAAAUGGAGGACUUUGGAGGCCUUUUCCAAAUGGUGCUUGUUCAUUUCAAAGCUUUACCCGCUGCUGGAAUGUGUAACCUUGAUUUAACCUCUGGAGUGAAUCUUUUUUUACCUCUUUACCCCCUCACCUGCUCAGUUCAGGACCCUUUAUGUGUGUGUUUGUUUGUCUACGAGAGAAUGUGAUGUGACCAAAAUUCACAGUAUCUGAAAGCUAUCGGGAUGUUCGACAUGUGUGAAACUUUCACGAACAGACCAUGGAAUCAGUUGAUCAAAUGUAGCAAGAUAGCACUUUCGAAACAGUAUCUACUAGUUUUCCUGACUUGUUUAUGAACGUUGGAUACGACACGCCUCAUCUCAGAGGAGCACAGCGACGAGAAGAGAGAUGUUUGGCAUUUUCUUUGUGAGCAUUAUUGUGACAGACUCUAAAUCCAUUUCUCCUUUCUCAUGGAUGGGCCAGAAUGGAACUUACUGAAACAGACUUCACGCUGUAUAUAAUGAUAGCAUCAAAAGCUACGUGACAAAACCAUAUUGAACCAAAAAACGCAGUUCUUUCUCAGUUGUUUCUGCUAUGCAAAUUCUGUAUUUUCCGUCUUCUCUGCAGAGUUGUGAUUUUAUUUUACACAUUGCUAUCCAUAAUAUAAACUUGUUUUUAUUGCUUAAAGGUCUUUUUUAUGUCGUAUCUAAGAGGAUAUUUUAAGUGUCAAAUCGCCAAGAAAGAUGGCUUCAGUUUUACAGAAGAAGUGAGAAAAAGUACUUUAUUACAUAUUUCUUUACAGGCGCCGGUAAAAUUAAAGAGAGAGUAUUUUAUUAGUCUUUUUCACUUGGAGCUGAUUUUCUCUCGGGCAGAGCCCAGAGAAUAUUAGUGCUGCUUCCGUCUACAGUAAUGGUGAAUAUAUAUCUGAACAUUUUCAAUAGAACAAAAUAAAUUCGAAAUCACUGCAAUUCAAUGAGUCGUGUCGAAACAACACAACACUGCAUUUUCCCAAACGAAUAUAGAGGUUUAUUUUGUGAUAUUUGUUCCAUAGUCAAGAACGAAGCGAUUUGAUCCUCUGGAAUGAUGGUGAAAUAUGUUUGUUUCGGUGAUGAAGACUAACACCCUCUCAUUCCUUAUCAACAUAGUAUUUUUCUGUAUCAGAAAAUCAUUAAGCGUUUACGUGGAUCAGCUCCGUUCCACUUGUACCCGACGUUCUAGUUUGCGCCACGCGCUCCGAAAAUGCAAAUUCAUCUGGAUGAUACACGUUUAGGGGGAACUUGCCAGCUUUACAAUUUUCAUCGGUAGAUACAGUAUUCUCCAUGAUCGGUGAAGUCAGUAUUGCUUUUGCCUUCUGCUUUUGUGUACAUUGCACUUGGCAAACGCAUUUGAUAUUUUGCAUAAAUAUACAUCAACGUUGACAACAGUAAUUAAUGAGUUAACUUUCAUUGUUGCUUUUUUGUUUGUCAGCUGUACGGUUAUAUAUUUUUAUUGGUUUGACUCCUUCUUUUAACUAGGCCUGAUUGCCUUAAAUUGAGUUAGUUGUUCAUAAUUGUCGAAGGUAUGCUGUACUGUUGAACUCAGCGAUGUGUUUUCUUAUUCGUCUUGUAAAAUUGUCAAGUGGGAAGUUUCUCACACGUGCAUACGCACAAAGCGGUUUUUGUCCCACAAUGUUUUUUUUAACAUUUUGUUUGAAUAUUAAAUGUUUCUUAAAAUGAUACAUGUGGUUUGAGGGAAAUGUUUGAACUUCACAGACCACACUACAAAAUCAUGAUUUGAUGUUUGGAAAUUGAUGUAUAGUUUGCGUUUCUUUUUCAGUUUUUCAACUGAAUCACUGCAAAUUGUCACUUUAAACCAACACUUUGUUUAGAUAAAAAAUCAUUUUAGGAAUUA
This is a messenger RNA of Triplophysa dalaica, 4849 nucleotides long. RefSeq names its product phosphoinositide-3-kinase, regulatory subunit 1 (alpha) (gene pik3r1). Gene Ontology annotation, biological process: insulin receptor signaling pathway; phosphatidylinositol phosphate biosynthetic process. The coding region runs from base 565 to 2748 and encodes 727 amino acids. NCBI's taxonomy places the organism in Eukaryota, Metazoa, Chordata, Actinopteri, Cypriniformes, Nemacheilidae. The record is from RefSeq and is a predicted model, not a curated record. Gene Ontology annotation, molecular function: 1-phosphatidylinositol-3-kinase regulator activity; protein binding. The transcript has 16 exons. Gene Ontology annotation, cellular component: phosphatidylinositol 3-kinase complex.